UGUUAACCUGAUCUGACCUGGUGAGUGACUUUAUUUCUGGGCAAAAUAUGAUGCUUUUUCAAAUUAUAAAGUACACAGUGAAGGGACUAGUAGUGAAUUAAUAAACUGAAUGAAUCAAAACCUAACUUAGCCCUCAGAUGAAAAUGUUGACAUUCAGUUUUAUCUAACAUUGUUGAUUUGGACACAACUCUAAACAAAGUGGAAGGUUAGUACUUCUCAAGAAAGGCAUCAUUAUUUAUUGCAAGGUGAUCAUCAUAAAACUGGUUGUUAUAGUCUUUCUGUAACUGAAAUUGUCUUCAAAGCAAAUAGAGUAACUGAUGAAUUAAAAAAUUAUUGGCAUCAAAGUUUGUAUACAUUUUAUGAUUAUUUUUGCUCAUCCACAGUCAAAUCAGAACCAGCAGAUCCCAGUGAGGAGCCAAGUGUGGAUACAGUGGCACUGCCAGCAAAGAAUAUGAAGGCAGGUGAAAAGUUAAAGCUCAGGUUUGGUGUAGGACUCCAGUAUAUCAAUAUUUUGUGAAUGAUUGUAAUGCUUUUUUAUGGAUAAUCUUUAUUGUCUAAUAUUUAAUAAAAGUUCACUUUUUAUCUACAAAAUUUUACAAGUUUUAUUCAUGCAGAUGCCAGACAGGAAGAUGCCACUUAAAAGUGGUAUGCCAGCACAUAAAACACCAGAAUUCACAGCUGCACAGCUCCUAUUAGUAAAGCAUGAAGAAUUUAUUUUCUUCCAGCUGCCCAAUUCUCUUCCAAGUCAUCCUCCAGAGGUGAAGCAGGAAUCCAGUGCACCAUACUCACAGCAGCAGCAGCAGCAAGAGGAGAAGCCAUCUGACAGCAAUAAACGUGAAGAGGAGGAGAAGAAGGCCAGCCAACAGCACUGUACCCAGAACACCUUACCUAAGGGGAAGAUCGGCACUGUCAAGGUGUACAAGUCUGGCAAGGUGGAGCUGUGGCUGGGGAAUCAUAAGCUGUCUGUGAGCAAAGGGACACAAGUGGCCUUUCUACAGGAUGUGGUGAAUGUGGAUGUUGAUCAAGAGGCCAAGACUGGGGCCAUGAUAGUGCUGGGCUACCUGGGCCAUCGGCUGGUGUGCACGCCCGACCUCAAGGAACUUGUGAGGCAUUGGCUGAGCCUUAGGCACACUGGCAAUUAGUGGUGUUGCCAUGUUGAGGAAAAGCUUUAAGGUUUAGUUUUUUAUAAUCACUCACCUUUCUGUGAGAGACCCUCUUUUUUUCUGUCUUUGGUAGUGUAUGGAAAUACACUGUGUUUUGUGAUCUGUGUUGGGUGCUAACACUUACUGAUGGUUUCCUCAUCAGCGUAGCACUGAGGAGGCCACACUCCUCUCCAGAACCUGACGCUUGAACAUUCUGUGCUUGGUGCCACAAUAGGUCUUGUAUGGAACUCUUCCUUUGAAAUCCCUUUUAUAAGACACACUUCAGUGUAGUUUAAUAUUAUAGGAAAUAAGAUGGGAUUAGAUUUUUACAUAAGCCUGUUAGUGUUUGAUAUGAGUGACAUUUUAAUUAAACAAAAACGUACGUGAAAUAUGGGCUGUUAAGUUCUUCACUAAUUAUGUAUGUACAUGCCCAAUAAACUUUUAUAGUUUAUUAUCAGUUGAGACACAUAAGCAAAUUUACAAUUGUAUAAUUUUAGUUCAAUAUCUGGAUCUUCUGCCAUAUAAUGGCCGAAAUGUGUGAUGAUAAUAGUAAAAAAUUAUUAGAAGAGUUUUCUUUUCCACAGCAAUGGACUCACAGCCUGAGUCUUGUCUUACCUCUGAGAGUUUUGCAUCUUUAAUAAGUGAACUAUUAAGUGGAAUAAAAGGUAUAAUGAUGCCUUGUAAGUCAUGUAUAUUUUUCUUGUAUAUAUAGUAACAAAAUUGGGAGAAUAUGUGAUUGUUCAGGUGUAACAAUAUUAAAUUAUGCAUAAUAAAAUGGUAAUAGAGGAA
Messenger RNA from Scylla paramamosain (green mud crab), 1931 nucleotides. Its product is annotated as DNA-directed RNA polymerase III subunit RPC4-like. Lineage: Eukaryota; Metazoa; Arthropoda; Malacostraca; Decapoda; Portunidae. Bases 537 to 1142 code for a protein of 201 amino acids. Gene Ontology annotation, cellular component: RNA polymerase III complex. The transcript has 4 exons. Gene Ontology annotation, biological process: tRNA transcription by RNA polymerase III. Gene Ontology annotation, molecular function: DNA binding. The record is from RefSeq and is a predicted model, not a curated record.